Molecule: messenger RNA, 2705 nt
Organism: Leopardus geoffroyi (Geoffroy's cat)
Lineage: Eukaryota; Metazoa; Chordata; Mammalia; Carnivora; Felidae
Product: olfactory receptor 13D1
Exons: 1
Coding region: 1123-2067 (314 amino acids)
Biological process (GO): G protein-coupled receptor signaling pathway
Cellular component (GO): membrane
Molecular function (GO): G protein-coupled receptor activity; olfactory receptor activity
Source: RefSeq, a predicted model, not a curated record
UUCAAGCUUCAUAGCACUGUGAUCUGAAAGUAUGCAUGGUAUGAUCUCAAUUCAUUUAUAUUUAUUGAGGGCUGUUUUGUGAGUUUGGAUACACUUUUUAUUCUUUACAUAUGUAUUCAUAAUUGAGAUUGACCAUAGUUUUACUCUGACAGUUUUGGGUAAAAAGGCAAUUUUAGUUUGAUAAAAUAAUUUGCAAAGUGUUCCAUAACUUUUUCACAUUGGAACAUAUUAUAGAGCACAUUAUUUGUUUCUUAAAAGCAUAAAAUAACUAUCAUAAGUAUUCUGUAUCCAGUGUCAAUUUUGAAAGUCUAGUACUCACAAUGAGAUCCCUAUUACACAUCACAGUAAAUGUGGCAUAGAAUGUGUUGAAUAAAUGAGUGAGUGAAGAAUACUAGCAGAAUGGAAAGCACCGGGUUCAGUGACAACACAUAAUCAGGACCCUACUUAGACUAGGAGGUUAGAAACUUAUGCUAGAAAGAUAAUAUCUAAGUUGGGAGAAGCCCUUUCAGCUUAACAAAACAGCAUAUACAAAUGCAUGAAGAAGAAAGAGAAUAUGUAGUAUUUCAGGAAAGUAAAAGAAAUUUAAUAUGGCCAUUUCAUAUCAUUGAGGGUAUCAGUAGUGGCUUCAGAAUUUCUAAAUUAGAGGGACUUAGGGGUGACAGUUUGGUUGACGGAGGUACUAGAGAACUUUCCAUGAAGUUGUGUUGCAUACCAAACACAUUGCUUUUCCUUAGACUGUAUUUCUCUGUUGGAUGUCGUUUGUGGCGAGGCUAAUGAAGAUUACUGUGAAGCAAAUCUACCCAAUAAUCCUUCCUUGACACCACCAGUGGGGAGAAAUAGCAGAAGUGGAUUAAGAUAGGCUUUGUGUGACGGAUUGUUUUUGGUGAAGUUACUGGCUUUGCUUUCUCUUAUUCACCCUGGAUUAGAAAAUAUCUUCCCUCAUGUGGGACCUUUUCUGAACAGAAAGACAGCUAUUCCUCUUUCAUAACUUUCAUACUUUCAUACCCCCACCCAAGGAUAAAACAAAAUAAUGGAAGUUAAAGUGAUUUGAUAAAUCUAUAUCAUAAAUUUAAAUUUCCCUGAGUCUUGUCCUUUUCUAAACCCUGAACGUGACAUGGAUACAUGAAGAUGGGGAAUGAUUCAACCGUGACCAAAUUCUUUCUGGUGGGACUUUCCAAAUACCCAGAGCUCCAGCUUUUUCUGUUUGUGCUCUGCCUCAUCAUGUAUGUGAUAAUUCUGCUGGGAAAUAGCCUCCUCAUUGUCAUCAGCACAUUUGAUUCUCGCCUCCACACCCCCAUGUACUUCUUCCUUGGGAACCUCUCAUUCUUGGACAUCUGCUACACAUCAUCAUCCAUUCCCCCGAUGCUUGUCAUAUUUAAGUCUGAGAGAAAAUCUAUCUCCUUCAUUGGCUGUGCUCUGCAGAUGGUUGUCUCCCUUGGGUUGGGCUCCACUGAGUGUAUCCUCCUGGUUGUGAUGGCCUAUGAUAGGUAUGUGGCUAUCUGCAACCCAUUGAGGUACCCCAUCAUCAUGAACAGGGUGCUUUGUGUGCACAUGGCUGCUUGGUCCUGGAUCAUAGGCUGCCUAAACUCCUUAGUGCAAACAGUCCUGACAAUGGUAUUGCCUUUCUGUGGGAAUAAUGUCAUUGAUCAUAUUACCUGUGAGAUCCUGGCUCUUCUUAAACUCAUAUGUUCAGAUAUCUCCAUCAAUGUGCUUAUCAUGACAGUGGCAAAUAUUGUUUUACUGGUGAUUCCUCUGCUGUUAAUUCUCAUUUCCUAUGUUUUUAUCCUCUCUUCCAUCCUGAGAAUUAAUUCUGCUGAAGGGAGAAAGAAAGCUUUUUCUACCUGUUCUGCCCACCUGACUGUGGUUAUCCUGUUCUAUGGUUCAGCCCUUUUUAUGUACAUGAAGCCCAAGUCAAAGGACACAAACACUUCUGAUGAGAUCAUUGGACUGUCUUAUGGAGUGGUAACCCCGAUGUUGAAUCCCAUCAUCUACAGCUUGAGGAAUAAAGAGGUGAAAGAGGCUGUGAAGAAAGUCUUGAGCAGACACCUGCAUCUAUGGAAAAUAUAAGAGGUCUUGAGGCAUGUGAUACCCUCCAUGUUGAGACCAGAUCAGAUCUUUUGUGUUCACAGAGGAAGUCAGAGAACCCAGUAUUAAGAGAACUUAUCUCCUAGUAAGUCCAAAUAUAGGACUUAUAUUCUUUUCAACACAGAAGUCUCAUGUAAGCCUUCUGAAUAAUGUCUAGUCUGCAGUUUCUAUUUGUAUGUAGCUCUGCCAUUUGGUUCCAUACAGGGCACAUGGCUUUUCCUCAAGAUAAAUCUCCCUCUUCUCUGCUUUCUUCUCUCUCUUCCAUGUUUUUAUCGCUCUUCUCUUCCCUAUUUCCUCCUUCUUUUCCUUUCCCCUUCUCCAUCUGUUUUGUUACUCUACUUUCCUUCUGUUUUCCUGGUCUCCUUUCUCAGUUUAAACUGAACAUCUAUCGUUUUGUUGUCUAGUAUCCCCUCUUCUGGUAAAAGAAUGUACCUUUUCUUUUGACAUUCAACAGUGCCUCCCUCUGAGUCCAUGUGUGCUGGAGGGGGCUGAUCUCUGAAAACAGUGGUACCAUUGGAAACAAAGGGCUAGGCAAUUAAAGCAAAUCCCUCUGGUUACAGUGAUUCAUUCAUUCAGUAUAGGAGAUGAGUUCUGCCAGGCUAAUCAAACUCAACCCAAGA